Messenger RNA from Xenopus laevis (African clawed frog), 2058 nucleotides. It is a transcript of the gene ftsj1.S, whose product is annotated as FtsJ RNA methyltransferase homolog 1 S homeolog. Gene Ontology annotation, biological process: tRNA methylation; cytoplasmic translation. The record is from RefSeq and is marked provisional. NCBI's taxonomy places the organism in Eukaryota, Metazoa, Chordata, Amphibia, Anura, Pipidae. Gene Ontology annotation, cellular component: cytoplasm. Gene Ontology annotation, molecular function: RNA methyltransferase activity; methyltransferase activity; tRNA methyltransferase activity.
UUUUUCACGGCGGAACUCUACCUGCUCAAGGGUCUUGCUUUGCUGCUUGUGGCAAGUUAGUUCUUGUUGGCACAAACUGCCCAGCAUGGGUCGCUCAUCCAAGGACAAGAGAGAUAUAUAUUAUCGUCUGGCCAAAGAGGAGGGCUGGAGGGCCCGCAGUGCAUUUAAAUUGCUGCAGCUGGACGAGGAGUACCGCCUCUUCCAAGGGGUGCAGAGAGCAGUGGAUCUGUGCGCAGCCCCAGGGAGCUGGAGUCAGGUGCUCAGCAGAAAGCUCCGGGGCGGUGAUGAGCAGAGCAGGGGGGUAAAGAUUGUGGCAGUGGAUCUACAGGCAAUGGCGCCCCUCCCAGGGGUCAUUCAAAUUCAGGGGGAUAUCACAAAGGUCUCCACUGCCCAUGAGAUCAUCGGGCACUUUGAAGGACAGCCGGCUGAUUUAGUUGUUUGCGACGGCGCCCCCGAUGGUAAUGUAGAGAAUUCCUAUGGACCAGGGAUAUUUAUUUUCCCAUUUCUGCUCCCAGAUUAGACUAUGUUGUGUAUAUUCUAUACAGGGGCGGCUUCAGGCACCUAAACCUUUCUAUAUGGCAGCACUCUGAGUCUCCCAGUUGCACUAUCCGCAUUAGCAAGUCCCAUUUAAAGGGAAAGACUUUGAAUAAAACUAUGCCCAACAUCGGUCCUGAUAUAAACCAGGGGUAGGCUGUAUAGACACCAGAGUUCUAUACUUGGUUAUUUACAGGGGAAGAUAGAAUUUGCUUACGUAGGGGAGGGGUUAAGGUUGCCUGACCAUGGGAAAGAGAGCAGCCCAGGAAGUGCAGAGAAUCAGAGAUCUAUACCUGGUUAUGUACUGGGGUAUAUAGACUUUGCUUACACAGGGAAGGGCUUCUUGUCUGACGAUGGGAAAGAGAGCAGCCCAGGAAGUACAGAGAAUCAAGAGAUCUAUACCUGGUUAUGUACUGGGGCAGAUUGGAUUUGCUUACACAGGAAAGGGGUUCUUGUCUGACCAUGGGAAAGAGAGCAGCCCAGGAGUAGAAAGAAUCAGAGCUCUGUACAUAGGUGAAUUCUGGGGGGUGGGGUUCAUGCAGAAGCAGGUGUCACUGCAACAUGACUUAACCUUGAACUGGUUCAGCUAAAAGCUAAAGGCCUGUCUUUCACUUGCAGUGACUGGAUUACAUGACAUUGAUGAGUAUAUUCAGGCACAGCUCUUGCUGGCGGUAAGUGCUCCCCCAUGUAAUGGUGCAGUGCCAAUACCCCCAUCAUUGUGUAUUGGAAUGUUCUUUCUUCUCCUGUCCAGGCCCUGAAUAUCACCACUCACGUGCUCAGAGACGGCGGCACUUUUGUGGCCAAGAUAUUCCGGGGCAAGGAUGUGACCCUUCUGUAUUCCCAGCUGCAGAUAUUCUUCCGAGAGGUGACCUGUGCCAAACCCCGGAGCAGCCGCAACUCUAGCAUCGAAGCCUUUGUCGUUUGCCAGGGUUACCACCCCCCAGAAGGGUAUAUCCCAAAUAUGUGCAACCCCCUGCUGGACCACAGCUACGAUGUGCAAUUCAAUCAACUGGAGGGCCCCAAUCGUGUCAUCGUGCCAUUCUUGGCCUGUGGGGAUCUGAGCGCAUACGAUUCUGACCGAACCUACCCACUAAAGCUGCAGCCUGAUAAAGACUAUACCUAUGUGCCCCCCACACAGCCCCCCAUCCGCCCCCCAUACCAGGAGGCCUGUUUCAUGAAGAAAAACAACCUGCUGGCUAAAGAGAAGCUUCCUCACCAGGGGCAAGAGGAGCAGAGGGGCCCCACAUGCAGCAGUAUUGGGAACGCAGAGGCCACAAAUUGCACCGAACCGACAGAACAAAACCCAAAAGAGGAGGCAGUAGAACAGAUUCAGAAGCUCCAUAUAUCUGCUAGUCAAGAAGGGGCUCACAGGGGGUUUCUUCCUAAUGCCCUACAGUAAUACAUGCAAACAUUUUAGUGAAAUGAGAAUUUUUAUUUCUUCCCAAAGAAUCGUCUACCUAUUUAUUAGCAUUUUAUUUGUACAAAAUAAACCGAUUUUAUACUGGACACAAUCCGUCCAAUCGA